Nothoprocta perdicaria is the source of this 3473-nucleotide messenger RNA. It is a transcript of the gene GOLGA5, whose product is annotated as golgin A5. The transcript has 13 exons. Gene Ontology annotation, biological process: retrograde transport, vesicle recycling within Golgi; Golgi organization. Gene Ontology annotation, cellular component: Golgi membrane; Golgi cisterna. Bases 103 to 2316 code for a protein of 737 amino acids. NCBI's taxonomy places the organism in Eukaryota, Metazoa, Chordata, Aves, Tinamiformes, Tinamidae. The record is from RefSeq and is a predicted model, not a curated record.
UGUGAGCGGCCCCGGGGCCCUCCCGGCUGCCGCGGCCCUCCCGGGGAGCAGCACAUGUGCCUGGAGCUUUAAUUCUGUAGAGCUUACCGACAGCCAUCCACCAUGUCUUGGCUUGUGGAUCUUGCUGGAAAGGCAGAGGAUCUCCUCAACAGAGUUGAUCAAGGAGCUGCAUCAGCCCUGAACAAAAAAGACACAUCAAGUGCUUCAGUAUAUGAUGUUAAGAACAUAGACUCUGCCAGUGAAUACUCUGAACUGCACAAGCAGGCUGGAGAAACAAAGUAUCAGACUUCAUCCAAAGCAGCCUACAUCUCUUCAGCAGCUGACAAUAUUAAACAUCAAAAAGCUACAAUCCUAGCAGGAACUGCAAAUGUUAAACCAGCCCGUAGGACGUCUUUGGAGGCUGCUUCUCCCGUUGAAGGUGUUUCCACACCCAGACCUUCCUCACAAUUUGUGAGAAAAAAAAAGUCUGAACCUGAUGAUGAGUUGCUAUUUGAUUUUCUCAACAGCUCUGAAAAAGAGCCCGGUGGAAAGAUAGACUCUAAGAAAGAGAAGAGCAAGGCAGCUGUUCUUCAAAAUCACUCUCGGACUUCAAGUGUUAGUUCGGUGUGUGCUAGUACACAGAGUGCAAAAGCUACUGAAGAUAAUUCCAUCAGGAGUCAAGGCAACGAGACUCCAGACAGUUCAGAUUCUGGAUUGGGAGCACAAGUGGCAGAUAGUGCAAAAGACUCAUCACCAAGUGCAGUAACUAAUCCUGGCCUUUCAGCCACCGAUGGUUUCAGACCUCAUGAGCUCUCCAAUCUUCGACUGGAGAAUCAGCUGCUGCGGAAUGAAGUUCAAUCUUUAAAUCAAGAAAUGGCUUCGUUAAUUCAGAGAUCCAAAGAAACACAAGAAGAAUUAAACAAAUCCCGGGAGAGGGUCGAGAAGUGGAGUGUUGACCAUUUGAAGAGUGAUAGGAUGGUGAGAGAACUUCAAGCUCGAGUUGAUGAUCUCACAGAAGCUGUUGGUGCCAAGGAUUCCCAGCUAGCGGUGCUAAAAGUGCGGCUGCAAGAAGCUGAUCAGCUCUUAAGUAGUCGGACAGAAGCCUUGGAAGCACUGCAGAGUGAAAAAUCACGGAUAAUACAAGACCACAGUGAAGGGAGCAGUUUGCAAAAUCAGGCCCUUCAGACUCUUCAAGAGAGGCUGCGUGAUGCAGACUCCACGUUGAAGCGAGAGCAAGAAAGUUACAAACAGAUGCAGAAUGAGUUUGCAGCUCGUCUAAGUAAAAUGGAAGCUGAACGCCAGAACUUGGCAGAGGGGAUUACUGUGGCAGAAAGAAAAUACUUAGAUGAAAAGAGGCGAGCUGAUGAACUUCAACAGCAAGUCAAAAUAACUAAAACCCAGCUAGAAUCUGCAAAACAAGAACUGACAGACUAUAAACAGAAAGCUACUCGCAUACUCCAGUCUAAGGAAAAGCUUAUCAACAGCCUGAAAGAAGGCUCAGGAAUUGAAGGUCUGGAUAACCAUACUGCAAGCACAGUGGAACUAGAAGAACUGAAACACGAGCGAGACACUCAGAAAGAAGAGAUGCAAAAGCUAAUGGGGCAAAUACAGCAGCUCAGAACAGAGUUGCAGGAUAUGGAGACUCAGCAGGUAAGUGAGGCUGAGUCAGCAAGAGAACAACUUCGAGAUCUGCAGGAGCAAAUAGCCACACAUAAAAUGGCCAAGCAGGAGGCAGAAGCUGAACUAGAACGACAGAAACAGGAACUCCAUUACACCGAGGAAGAACUGUAUCGAACAAAAAAUACUUUGCAAAGCAGAAUAAAAGACAGAGAGGAAGAAAUUCAGAAGCUCAGGAAUCAGCUCACAAACAAGGCUCUAAGUAGUAGCAGUCAGACAGAAUUAGAGAAUCGGCUUCAUCAGCUGACAGAAACACUUAUUCAGAAGCAGACCAUGUUAGAGAGCCUGAGCACAGAGAAAAACUCUCUUGUUUAUCAACUGGAACGACUUGAACAACAGCUUAAGGCAAUCCAAGGCACGAGUACUAAUGGACCUUCCAUUAACAUGGCAGGAGUUGAUGGUUCUGAAGGCACUCGUAUGCGGAACGUUCCUGUCCUUUUUAAUGACAUGGAUACUAAUAUGGCAGGAAUGUACGGAAGAGUUCGCAAAGCUGCCAGUAGCAUAGAUCAAUUUAGCAUUCGUCUGGGAAUCUUCCUAAGGCGGUAUCCCAUAGCAAGAGUCUUUGUAAUCAUUUAUAUGGCAUUGCUUCAUCUCUGGGUCAUGAUAGUUCUACUUACCUACUCUCCAGAAAUGCAUCAUGAUGGUCCCACUGGCAGAUAGACUGAGACAGGACCAUGUGCUGUGCUAAGGAAAGAACGCUGGCUAGCAGAGUACUUAAAAUGGUCAGUCCUGAAAUGUCAGCAAAACUUUCCUCAUCUUGUUUAGGAGGAAUGGAAACAGUCAUCUCUGACUUAUCACUACUUUUUAAUGCAAACAUAAUACUAUGUAGCUAUUUCAAUUUGCCUAAAACUGUAUGACUCUUUGGAGAAACACGGUUGUUAAGUUAAGCUAAACUUAGCCUUUACACUUGCAUAAGCCUUCUGAUAGCAUAAAAAGAAAUAAGGUUUACACCUACAGAGAAAUUCAACAAUUUCUGAGGUUACAGAUAUAUAUGGUACAAACUAUUUUGGACCAUACUGGAUGUGGGCUAUAGUCAGGUAACAAACUGUACUUAGGAAUUUAAAUAAACUUUAUUUCUGAUGUCUUUCAGUCUGCUUUUGCACUUCUGUUUUUAACUUUGUAAAUAGUAGGCUUUUCCUUAACAUGUUAAACUGAAAAAAUGAUAAUGGAUUGGUGCAAUAUCUUUUUGUAAAUAAGGUUAAAAAUAAAACAUGAUGUAUUCUUCUUAGCUUUGUACUUUUAAUGCAACAGAUAAAUCUUCCCUAUGAGCUGAAUAGUGGGAUUGCCUACUUAUUGGUUGAUAUUUUAGCUUUAUUGGGGUGAGAGUGGGUUGCAAGAAUGGUUUGUGCUUUUCAGAACUUUUUUUUCGCACUUGAAAUGUAUGUAUUUUAAUUGUAUUUUGUUUUAUACCUCUCAUUUCAAGGUGUCUUAAGCAGAUCUUAUAUUCAUUUAAUUACUUACUAAAACUCUAGGUAAAGUCAAUACUAUUUCAAUACUAUUUCAAUACAGAAUCUGUGACAACUGCUGAAAUCUCUCAUGUCUAAAUACUUAACCAAAUGUACUUAUCAAGAAACUUCAUCAUAAAACCCAUGAGGCCCAGUCAAACCUACUGUAAUAGUUCUGUGUUACAGUGGCAUUCUGUAAUUAUGAAUUCUUGGUACAUUAGUGCAAUAAUACAAGGUCACUUAUGCUUAAAUCUGUUGCCUUGUGGAGUGCUGAAAGCUGAAUAAUGAGAAGAUGACUAAAAGUAAUUUGUCACUCCUACUCUAAUGGUUAUGGUUCAGUUCUCAUGUGACUUGAACACAUUAAGUUUUAGU